AUGGGAUGGAAGAAGCUUGUGGUAAUGUCUGUGGAAGCUACAACUCAGCUAAGUGGAGUCCCUUUAUCCAUGGCUACAGUGCAUGAUCUUGUAUCUCAAAAUUGCACGUCUAGUGCAAUAUUGAAAGUUGCUGAUACUUUACCUCCCUUAGGAAUCAUCAUUAGCAGAGUUACCUUUAUGGUUGUAUUUGUAUCAUAUGUUUAUUUGCAUAUUUGUACUUGUAGGUACGAAUAUAGAUGGGCGGAUGGUGUGCAAAUAAAGAAACCUAUUGAAGUCUCAGCGCCAAAGUAUGUUGAGUACCUGAUGGAGUCGAUUGAAGUUCAGCUCGACGAUGAAUCUAUUUUCCCUCAAAAGCUCGGAACACCUUUUCCUGCAAACUUCAAAGACGUCGUGAAGACAAUAUUCAAGCGGUUGUUCCGUGUUUACGCACACAUUUAUCACUCUCAUUUCCAGAAGAUUGUGAGCCUCAAGGAAGAAGCACAUCUCAACACCUGCUUCAAGCAUUUCAUUCUUUUCACUUAUGAGUUUGGGUUGAUCGACAAGAAGGAAAUCGCCCCGCUGCAGGAGCUGAUUGAGUCCAUCGUUCUAUAAGUUUGUUGCUAAUCUAAAGCACUUAAAUGAUCUUUCAGGUAAUCAAUCUUAUUUCACUGCUAAGUUUCUCUCGAGUGGCUUGUAUGUUGAUGAUGCAUUGUUUAUUACACAUAAUUAAUGAGUAAAUAUUAAUAU
Molecule: messenger RNA, 726 nt
Organism: Zingiber officinale
Lineage: Eukaryota; Viridiplantae; Streptophyta; Magnoliopsida; Zingiberales; Zingiberaceae
Product: MOB kinase activator-like 1A
Exons: 5
Coding region: 1-591 (196 amino acids)
Biological process (GO): positive regulation of protein phosphorylation; signal transduction
Cellular component (GO): cytoplasm; nucleus
Molecular function (GO): protein kinase activator activity
Source: RefSeq, a predicted model, not a curated record